This is a messenger RNA of Emiliania huxleyi CCMP1516, 1968 nucleotides long. RefSeq lists its product as hypothetical. NCBI's taxonomy places the organism in Eukaryota, Haptophyta, Isochrysidales, Noelaerhabdaceae. The transcript has 5 exons. Gene Ontology annotation, cellular component: membrane. The coding region runs from base 102 to 1799 and encodes 565 amino acids. Gene Ontology annotation, biological process: monosaccharide transmembrane transport. The record is from RefSeq and is a predicted model, not a curated record. Gene Ontology annotation, molecular function: hexose transmembrane transporter activity.
GAGCAUCGUUUGCUGCUGCGGAUCGUCUCCUGCAGCCGUCGGCAGCCGUCGGAGGUGUGACCGAUCGCCUCACCUUUAUCCCAAGCCCACACGUUGUACCCAUGCGACAAUCCCACGACGACGACGCGGCGGUCCUGCGAUACGGCACGUCCAUGUCCCGGACGCUCUCCGCGCGGCGCCUGCAUGACGGGAGCAGUGGCAGUGAAAGCAGCCUCCAAGCUGCCUCGUCCUUCUCCGACCUGCCGCUGCUUGCGCUGCCUGGGCUGGCGUCACGCGUCUCCAUCGCCGGCACGAGCGCAUCUCAGAACGACCUGCGUGCCUUCUUCGACACGGCCAUCGCAGCCGACGGCCACAUUGAGGUCGACGCGAUGACUGUCGAGGGCGGGCUGACGCCAUCGCUGGUGCUCUCCUCCACGGGCGCGCUCGCGAGCUCGCUCAUGUUCGGCCUCAACAACGCCAAUAUGAACACGCCCGCGGCCGCCAUGCGGGCCUCGCUUGGCCUCCCUUCCUCGCUGCCGGCUGGCUGCGCCGCGGGCGAGGCUGUGCAUGCGCAGCUGCUCGAGAACGACGUGACGUGGUCGCUAAUCGUGUCGAUCCUCUGCCUCGGUGCCCUCGUCGGCUCGGCCUCGGCAGCCUACCUCGCCGACGGCUGGGGGCGGCGUGCCUUCCUCCUCCACAACAGCGGCCUGUACGCCGUCGCCGCACUCGUCGGCGCAGCCGCCUCCGCCUUCCCGGCAGACGCCUUCCCGGCAGGCGCCUCCCCGGCAGGUGGGCGGGAGGAGGACCCGUGCUCGACUAGCCGGAGCACGGCGGCGAUCCUGCUCCUCCUCCUCUCUCGCGUCCUCUCCGGCGUCGCGUGCGGCGGCAGCACCGUCGUCGUGCCGAUGUACCUUGGCGAGAUCUCGCCGACCCCCGCCAGGCGGUGGCGGUUGGUGCUCCUCGCCGUCCUCCCUCCCGCCGCACUGCAGCUCCUCCUCCUCCGCCACUCCCUGCUCGAGUCGCCUCGCUGGCUCCUCCUGCGCGGGCGCGACGAGGCCGCGCGAACCACCCUCGCAAGGCUGCGCGGCUGCCGCGGCGGCGAGGCAGGCCCGGAGGCAGGCGACCGGCAAGCUGGCCAGGCGGCUCGAGGCGCUCGCUGGCUCAUCGACCCCGGAGUACUGCUGUGCACCAGCACCCAGUACUCAUUAGGCGGCGGCUCUAGCGCUCGCUUGCUCAUUGACCCGAGCGCGCGGCGGCCGCUGGUGCUCUGCGUCGGCCUGAUGGCGGUCAACGUGUUCGUCGUCCUCCUCUCGACGGCCCUCAUGGACCGACUGGGCCGCAAGCCCCUCCUCGCAGCAUCGCUGGGCGGGAUGGCGGCCGCGAGCCUCCUCCUCACCGCCGCGCUGCUGCUCGGCUCGGCGCCGCUCGUCGUCGUCGCGAUGGUGCCGCUCGUCGUCGUCGCGAUGGUCCUCUUCGUGCUCACUUUCGGCGUUGGGCUCGGGCCCGUCGUCUGGCUGCUGCCCGCCGAGCUCUUCCCGACGCAGCUCCGCGCCUCGGCGAUCGCCACCACCACCGUCGUCAACUGGCUGGCAAACUACGUCGUCGGGCAGCUCUUCCUCCCGCUCGCGAGCUGGCUCGGCCCACUCUCCUUCCUCCCCUUCGCGGCCGUGCUCGCCGCGGGGCUGCUCCUCGCCUUCUCCCUCCCCGAGACGCGCGGCCGCACACUGGAGGAGAUCGAGGCCUACUUCGCCCCCCGCCUCAAGCGCGGCCACUCCAUCACCGCGCCGCUGAUGCCCGCCGCGGCCUGGCGCGGCGCUUGACCCUUGCGCGGCACGACCACGCGCGCCGUGUGUGCCCGGCUUUUAUUGACUCGCCCCCGCGCUGUCUGCCGCGAGAGGCGUCACGCAUUGUACUACUGUCGCACACCGUACUCACGUGUACGUGGGAACGUGGGAACGUGGCUUUUCGCUCGGGAAUCUACAAUCUUGC